CCAAUCGCAUACAAGCUUGGUAAAAUAUGAAAAUGGCGGCUCUCUGUAGUGAGUUUGGAGACCUGAUGCUAAUCAAGAAACAGCUAAUAUCGGUGAUAUCGCUUUGUAAAGAAAGAGGACUUUUACACAGCGCGAAAUGGGCUUCUGAGUUGGCAUUUGCUUUGGAGCCUCUUCCCAAAGAUGAAUUACCCCCAUCGCCUCCUUUUACUGAGGAAGAUGCACAAGACCUGGAUGCACUUACACUGGCCAAAUCCUACUUUGACCUGAAAGAGUAUGACCGUGCCGCUUACUUUCUGAAAGGCUGCUGCAGUCAGAAGGCUUAUUUCCUCUAUAUGUAUUCUCGCUACCUGUCAGGUGAGAAGAAAAAGGACGAUGAGACUGUGGACAGCCUGGGUCCUCUGGAGAAGGGUCAGGUGCGCAAUGAAGCCUUGCGAGAACUGAGGGUUGAGCUCAGUAAGAAGCACACAGCAGGAGAGUUGGACGGGUUCACCCUGUACCUGUAUGGGGUGGUGCUACGAAAGCUGGAUCUGCUGAAGGAGGCAGUGGAGGUGUUUGUUGAGGCAAUUCAUGCGCUUCCUCUUCAUUGGGGAGCCUGGCUGGAGCUUAGUAACCUUGUCACCAACAUUGAAAUGCUGAAGUCACUGUCCCUGCCAGACUGCUGGAUUAAAGACUUCUUCAUGGCCCACAUGUACACAGAGCUGCAGAUGAUCAAAGAAGCGCUGCAGAAAUACCAGAACCUCAUGGAGGCCGGCUUUUCGAAGAGCACCUACAUCAUCUCACAGAUUGCCGUGGCCUACCACAACAUCAGAGAUAUUGACCAAGCUUUGGCUCUCUUCAACGAGUUGAGGGAGCAGGAUCCGUAUCGCAUCGACAACAUGGACACAUUCUCCAACCUGCUCUAUGUCAAAAGCAUGAAGCCAGAGUUGAGCUACUUGGCCCACAACCUGGUGGAGAUCGACAAGUACAGAGUGGAGACAUGCUGUGUUAUCGGUAACUAUUAUAGCUUACGCUCUCAGCAUGAGAAGGCAGCUCUGUACUUCCAGCGGGCCCUCAAACUGAACCCUCGAUGCCUCGGUGCCUGGACUCUCAUGGGCCACGAAUACAUGGAAAUGAAGAACACCUCAGCUGCCAUCCAGGCCUACAGGCAUGCCAUUGAAGUGAACAAGCGAGACUACCGUGCCUGGUAUGGCCUGGGUCAGACAUAUGAGAUCCUCAAGAUGCCCUUUUACUGUUUGUACUAUUAUCGAAAAGCUCACCAGCUCAGGCCUAAUGACUCACGCAUGUUGGUCGCACUGGGGGAAAGCUAUGAAAAGCUGUCACAGCAAGUGGAAGCCAAAAAGUGUUACUGGAGGGCGUACUCUGUCGGAGAUGUCGAGAAAAUGGCUCUUCUCAAGUUGGCAAAGCUCCAUGAACAGCUGAAUGAGUCUGAUGAUGCUGCCCAGUGUUACAUGCUUUACAUCAAAGACAUUUUCUCUUGUGGGGAGCAGCUGGAGCACGCGGAGGUGAGCACAGCCCUGCGGUACCUGGGUCAGUACUAUUUCAAGAACAAGCUCUACGAUGAGGCGUCCCUCUGUGCCCAACGCUGUUGCGACUACAAUGACGCUCGCGAAGAGGGAAAGGCUCUGCUGAGGCAAAUUUCACAAGUCAGAGAUCAGAUCGAGACGCCAUCAGCAGAUCUGUUCGCGCCGCUCUCAAACAACAACACUCCCGUCAGGAGGGUGUCUCCGCUGAACCUUAUCUCCUUCACACCCUGACACCCACCCGCCUAUUCACUGGCUUUGUAAUGGACAGUUUGUAAAUCCAACUGCUUGGGGAGGUUUGACUUUGCCAAAAGACAGUGUUGGAAGGAUUUAUUUGUUGGCACAGAGAUUUGUUAAUGACAUUAAAAUGACAUUUGUUUGUAAAAGUUGCAAUCCUGAUCAUUUUUGUCCAGGAUAAGACACAAUGUAAUGUAAAAGCAAGCUCUUUAAAUGAAUGCCUGGAUCAGUUAGCAUAUUGUACAUACUUUAGUCAAAGCAAUACAAAAAGUGUUUGAAUACGUUUAAUAAACAUGCAACAAUUGUAUAAGUAAAUGUAAAAAAAAAAAAAAGCACAAAGAUCCA
Molecule: messenger RNA, 2102 nt
Organism: Epinephelus lanceolatus (giant grouper)
Lineage: Eukaryota; Metazoa; Chordata; Actinopteri; Perciformes; Serranidae
Gene: cdc23
Product: CDC23 (cell division cycle 23, yeast, homolog)
Biological process (GO): anaphase-promoting complex-dependent catabolic process; protein ubiquitination; positive regulation of mitotic metaphase/anaphase transition
Cellular component (GO): anaphase-promoting complex
Molecular function (GO): protein binding
Source: RefSeq, a predicted model, not a curated record